UUGGUCAUGUGACUUCCUGUCUGUGUCUCAGUAUCACAACAAGGUGACGUGCUUCAUGCUGCAGCAGAUCGAGGAGUGCUGCUCCCUGGGAGCUCACGCCGCCGUCAUCAUCCCCCCCACCUGGAUCAUCAGGGUCCGCCGGCCACAGUCGUCUCUGAAGUCCAGUAAGAAAAAGAAGAGGACGUCGCUGAAAUGCAACAAGUCGAGUAAGAAAGGAGCUGAGCUCCAAGAUGGCCGCUGGAAGCCCUUCCUGGUGAAGCCCCUCCCCUCUCAGCUCAUGAAGCCUCUGCUGGUGUUCGUCAACCCGAAGAGCGGCGGCAACCAGGGAGCAAAGAUCAUCCAGUCCUUCAUGUGGUACCUGAACCCUCGGCAGGUGUUCGACCUGACGAAGGGGGGACCCAGAGAGGGGUUGGAGCUUUACGCCAAAGUGCCCAACCUGAGGAUCCUGGCCUGUGGAGGAGACGGCACAGUCGGGUGGAUCCUGUCAGUCCUGGACCAGUUGAGUCUUCGUCCUCAGCCUCCUGUGGCCAUCCUUCCUCUGGGGACCGGGAACGACCUGGCGAGGACUCUCAACUGGGGGGGGGGUUACACUGAUGAACCCAUAACAAAGAUCCUGUCCCACGUGGAGGACGGGAACAUCGUCCAGCUCGAUCGAUGGAACCUGAAGGUGGAGUCGAACCCCGACGCUCGGCCGGAGGAGAGAGACGAGCACCAGACAGAUAAGCUCCCCAUCGACGUCUUCAACAACUACUUCAGUCUGGGCUUCGACGCUCACGUCACACUGGGCUUCCACGAAUCCAGAGAGGCGAAUCCAGAGAAGUUCAACAGUCGCUUCAGGAAUAAGAUGUUCUACGCAGGAACGGCCUUCUCAGACUUCCUCAGUGGGAGUUCGAAGGAUCUUGCCAAGCACAUCAGAGUGGUGUGUGAUGGAACAGACCUGACGGCCAAAGUCCAGGAGAUGAAGUUACAGUGCCUCCUCUUCCUCAACAUCCCCAGGUACUGUGCGGGUACGACGCCGUGGGGUCAUCCCAGCGAGCAUCAAGACUUCGAGCCUCAGCGCCAUGACGACGGCUGCAUCGAGGUCAUCGGCUUCACCAUGACGUCUCUGGCCACGCUGCAGGUCGGAGGUCACGGUGAGCGUCUCCACCAGUGUAAAGAAGUGACCCUCACCACCUUCAAGUCCAUCCCCAUGCAGGUGGACGGAGAGCCCUGCAAACUGGCUCCGUCCAUCAUCCACAUCAACCUGAGGAACCAGGCCAACAUGGUGCAGAAGGCCAAGAGGAGGAUCUCCAUGCCCCACCUCAACGAUCAGCAGCCCGUCCCUGAGAAGCUGCAGAUCAGAGUGAACAGGAUCAGUAUGGCAGCAUACGAGGCUCUGCACUACGACAAGGACCAGCUGAAGGAGGCCUCGACUCCUCUGGGAGUCAUCACCGUCCCUGGAGACAGCGACCUGGAAACCUGCCGCCUGCUCAUUGAUCGUCUGCAGGACGACCUGGACCAGGACUGUGAGACGCUGAAGGGAGAAUGUCUGUCGUCACAGAAACUCUCCAUGAAGUGGUGUUUCCUCGACUGUACAACUGCGGACCGCUUCUACAGGAUCGACCGCGCUCAGGAACACCUGAACUAUGUGACGGAGAUCUCUCAGGAGGAGCUGUACAUCCUGGACCCGGAGCUGGUCUCUAAGGAGACGGUGGGAACCUCCCCCGGGAUGCCAGACCUGGUGGACUCAGAGGAGCACCAGGACCAGCAGAGACAGUUCGCCUUCCCCUGCUCCCCGUCCUCCCCCACCUCCUCCAACACGUCCAGGGGGAGGGAGUUUCAGAGGAGGAGGAUUUCCAGUGACAGUUCAGUGGCCGACGCUUUGUCCCAAAGCUCCUCGAAGACAGCUCUCUGCAGGAGAGGGGCAAAGAUUCUGAAUGUACAUCGCUCCAACACCACCCUCGCUGCUUUCAGACCCAUGAUUAGUCCGUCCAGUUCUACCUCACACCCUGAGAAAGAAGCAGAGCUGAUCAGCUGCGUCAAGACUGAAGACCUGGACAGAUUGAUGGAGCUCCACCAGCAGGGGGCAGACAUCCUGCUGCAGGACGCAGCCGGCUGCACGCUGCUGCAUCACGCCGUGCAGGUCGGCAACAAAGACAUCGUCAAGUACCUCAUCGACCACGCGCCGACGUCUCAUCUGGACGUAACCGAGAAACAGACAGGCGAGACGGCGCUGCACAAAGCUGCCACUUCCUGUCAGAGGAGCAUCUGUCACUUCCUGGUGGAGGCUGGGGCGUCGCUCAUGAAGACAGACCUGCAGGGAGAGACUCCUAAACAGCGAGCAGAGAAAGCCAGUGACCAGGAACUGGCUGAAUAUCUUGAGAACCGCCAACAUUACCAGAUGAUCCAGAGAGAGGACCAGGAGACGGCCGUCUGACCUCCAACCUGUCCGUCCAAAACAUCUGUCUGUCCUUAGGUCUUUCAUUUACCUGCUCGUCUCUCCUCUCAGUUCAACACCUGUAGUCUGGGUCAGAGGAGAAACGUCCUGUUUUACCUCCACAGAGCGAAUGUUAGACAGCAACAUGCCAGCUAGUGCUUCCUCUCUGCUGUCAGCAGGCUGGUACACAGAGACAAACAGAUCAGCAUCACUUUCCUUUUCUUGUCCAAACUGCUUUCAGGUUUGUUGUGGAUGAAGUCGGGUUUGUAGACGCCUGAAAAAGCCUCUGUCCUCUGGUUGAGUCCAAACUAACGAACAGAAAAAAACCCUCUGGACACUAAAGUGAAUUCAAACUCGGCCACAAACAAAGACGUUCAGAUCCUCUACAAACUGCAUCCUGAAUGUGUCUUUAUCGACGUCUCAACAUUUGCGCUCUGACCACUGUGUAAAAUGACAGUAUGUGUGUACAGAGAGAAACUUCAGCUGCUGCUGAACGAACAGUGACUUCAUUCAUCUGUCUGCAGCUGAUGGAAACUAGACGCUUUCGCCAUAUUAGAUAGAAACGGCUGCAAACACGUGUCCUCUCUCAGCUUCUAGUGACCUUUUGGAUGUAUUUGUUUACUCAAAAGAAAUAAGUGUUUGGAUAUUUAACUUAGACACAGGUGAAUUUAGCUAUUUAUGAUUUAUUUGUAGAGAUAAAAACACAUUUUGCUUGUGAUCAAACACAGUGAGGCGAGUGGUUUAGAUUAUUUCAGUCAACAUAUGAGGUUUGUUUGGUAAUUUUUCUUGUCUGUUACACUCUGUAAAGGAAAUGGAUGCUUUCGUUGUGAUGUGUAUCUACUGUGUACAUAGCUGAGACGCCCGAUAGACUCAGUGUCAGUGUUGGAGAUUUUAACAGAAGCUGAAGCCAGAUUCUGCCAAAGCAGAGUCUGUAAUAACUAAUGAAUAAUUACACAGCAGUCAGAAUGAUAUUACACUGUAUGAUAAUGGAGUAAUAACUGUUUUGUUUGGUUUUAUCAUUUCUGAGUGACCUGCAAUAAAGCAUGUCAGUAAGA
Molecule: messenger RNA, 3471 nt
Organism: Lates calcarifer (barramundi perch)
Lineage: Eukaryota; Metazoa; Chordata; Actinopteri; Centropomidae
Product: diacylglycerol kinase zeta
Exons: 26
Coding region: 56-2416 (786 amino acids)
Biological process (GO): lipid phosphorylation; diacylglycerol metabolic process; intracellular signal transduction
Cellular component (GO): nucleus
Molecular function (GO): ATP-dependent diacylglycerol kinase activity; protein binding
Source: RefSeq, a predicted model, not a curated record